CUCACCAUUGUGAGUUUUUCUUUCAUUAACCGAAGGGUUCCAACAAUUUUGUCCACGUCUGUACAAUGCUGUUCACGUUGCAAAAAUGUUGCUGUUCAUGUUCCUGUCCAUGUUGUUAACCUUGUUGCUGUCAAUGUUGCUAACCACAUUGAUGCCCAUGAUGCUGUCCACAUUGCUUUCUGUUUUGCUUACCCUGUUGCUGUCCGUGUUGCAAACCAUUUUGCUGUCCAUGUUGCUGUCCGUGUUGCUAACUAUGUUACUAACCAUAUUGUUGUCUGUGUUGCUAACCAUGUUGCUGUACAUGUUGCUGUCUGUGUUGCUAAUCAAGUUGCUAACCACAUUUCUGUCUGUGUUGCUAACCAUGUUGCUGUCUAUGUUGCUGUCCGUGUUGCAAACCAUGUUGCUGUCCACGUUGCUGUCUGUGUUGCUAAUCAAGUUGCUAACCAGGUUUCUGUCUGUGUUGCUAACCAUGCUGCUGUCUGUGUUGCUAACCAUGUUGCUGUUCAUAUUGCUGUCCAUGUUGUUAACCACAUUUCUGUCUGUGUUGCUAACCAUGUUGCUGUCUAUGUUGCUGUCCGUGUUGCAAACCAUGUUGCUGUCCACGUUGCUGUCCGUGUUGCUGACCAUGUUGUUGUCUGUGUUGCUAACCAUGUUGCUGUCCAUGUUGCUGUCUGUGUUGCUAAUCAAGUUGCUAACCACAUUUCUGUCUGUGUUGCUAACCAUGUUGCUGUCUAUGUUGCUGUCCGUGUUGCAAACCAUGUUGCUGUCCACGUUGCUGUCCGUGUUGCUGACCAUGUUGUUGUCUGUGUUGCUAACCAUGUUGCUGUCCAUGUUGCUGUCUGUGUUGCUAAUCAAGUUGCUAACCAGGUUUCUGUCUGUGUUGCUAACCAUGCUGCUGUCUGUGUUGCUAACCAUGUUGCUGUUCAUAUUGCUGUCCAUGUUGUUAACCACAUUUCUGUCUGCGUUGCUAACCAUGUUGGUGUCCGUGUUGUUAACCACGUUGCUGUCCGUGUUGCUAACAUGUUGCUGUCCGUGUUGCUAACCACAUUGCUGUCUACGUUGCUGUCCGUGUUGCAAAUCAUGUUGCUAUCCACGUUGUUCUCCAUGUUGCUAACCAUGUUACUAACCAUGUUGUUGUCUGUUUUGCUAACCAUAUUGGUGUCGAUGUUGCUAACCAUGUUGCUGACCAUGUUGUUGUCUGUGUUGCUAACCAUGUUUCUGUCUGUGUUGCUAACCAUGUUGCUGUUCAUAUUGCUGUCCAUGUUGUUAACCACAUUUCUGUCUGCGUUGCUAACCAUGUUGGUGUCCGUGUUGUUAACCACGUUGCUGUCCGUGUUGCUAACAUGUUGCUGUCCGUGUUGCUAACCACAUUGCUGUCUACGUUGCUGUCCGUGUUGCAAAUCAUGUUGCUAUCCACGUUGUUCUCCAUGUUGCUAACCAUGUUGCCGACCAUGUUGUUGUCUGUGUUGCUAACCAUGUUGCUGUCCACGUUGCUGUCUGUGUUGCUAAUCAAGUUGCUAACCAGGUUUCUGUCUGUGUUGCUAACCAUGCUGCUGUCUGUGUUGCUAACCAUGUUACUAACUAUGUUGCUGUCUGUGUUGCUAAUCAUGUAGUAAAUCAUGUAGUAAAUACCAGUCUUUAUGAGUGGAAACUAUGGAAACACAACACCGUCACAUCAUCAAUGAGCUUUAAAAAUGUAUUUGUUGUUUCCUAUCUCUUCAGGGAAUCAGAAGGCUUCUUUUCUUUCCACAAUAUCACCUUGAGAUGCUAACCUGUAGCCUUGCCUGCAGAGAGUUGAAGAAACAAAAUGCCAUGUUUAUGUCUAUUUUUAAGUUUCUGAAAAUUGUGACUGAAAAUAAAAUUGGAUUAAUUGUUCGGCCUGAGAAACAGAUGUCGUUCUGUGGCUGUUUGUUUGCAGGACUUAAGGGCUGAUUUGCAUGAAGAUUUAAUUGUAGGUUGGUUGUAGGCCGAGUUCAAAAGUGAUUAACUUUCAGUGUUGUUCCAGAUCAGGGUUUUUUUUUUUUUUUAACACAGCCUUAGUGGAGGCA
Melanotaenia boesemani (Boeseman's rainbowfish) is the source of this 2048-nucleotide messenger RNA. RefSeq lists its product as uncharacterized. The record is from RefSeq and is a predicted model, not a curated record. NCBI's taxonomy places the organism in Eukaryota, Metazoa, Chordata, Actinopteri, Atheriniformes, Melanotaeniidae. Gene Ontology annotation, molecular function: transmembrane transporter activity. The transcript has 2 exons. The coding region runs from base 86 to 1042 and encodes 318 amino acids. Gene Ontology annotation, biological process: transmembrane transport. Gene Ontology annotation, cellular component: membrane.